AUGGUUUCCUCAUUCCUCUCGCGCGGAUGCGUGGCCAAAGAGCACGACCUGGCGUCACUGCAUCUCCGACGCGACCAGUCGCUUCCAGUCGUCCUCUCCACCGAGGUGACCAGCGCCGACCAUGAAGGCUACGCGGAAGGCGUGGUCACCAACACGCGUUUCGGCUCCUUCCCGCAUUCCACCAUGAUCGGGGCGGCAUGGGGCAGUCAGAUCCGGGCCAGCAAAGUGGACACGGGGUCGCGAGGGCGCAAGGAAGCGAUGAAUGCGAAGGCGAAGGCGAAGAAGCGCAAGGCCGAGGCGCUGGAGCAGAGUCAGAGUCGGAGUCAAAGUCGGAGUCGGACCGACACCCACGCUGGGGACGAGGACGCGGUGGCCGCGGCCGCGGCUGAGGUUGAGGUUGAGGUGGCCAGUUCAGGCUUCGUCCACAUCUUACCGCCGACGCCGGAGAACUGGACGAUCAGUCUGCCCCAUCGCACGCAGGUCGUCUACACGCCGGACUACAGCUACAUCCUGCACCGCAUCCGCGCGCGGCCGGGGUCCAGGUUGAUCGAGGCCGGGAGUGGUAGUGGCAGUUUCACGCAUGCGGCAGCUCGAGCCGUCUUCAAUGCGUAUUCGGCCACUUCCGGAGUCGAGUCGGUGGGCAAGGUCUUCUCGUUCGAGUUUCACGCCGAACGGCACAGGCGAGUCAAGGCGGAAAUGGUAGAGCACGGGUUGGAUACGAUCGUGCACACGGAGCAUCGCGACGUCUACAGAGACGGGUUCCUGGUCCACGAAGACGAAGAGAACCGUGAUCGCAAGACAUCACCGCAGGCGAACGCAAUCUUUCUGGAUCUGCCCGCGCCAUGGGAGGCGGUGCCUCAUCUGACUCGAGAGCAUCAGGAUGGCAAGCCCUCGGCGCUCGACCCCAACUCGGCCGUGCACCUCUGUACAUUCAGUCCGUGCAUCGAACAGGCGCAGAAGACGGUAUCUUCGCUCCGGCGCCACGACUGGCUCGAGAUUGAAAUGGUCGAGAUGCAACAAAAGCGCAUCGAGGUGCGCCGCGAGUACACCGGCCUGUCGUAUGAUGGCAUGCGCGGCGCCAAUGCCUAUGCCGCCGACGUGGAUGAGGCUCUGGUCCGGUUGCGCGAAGUCGAGCGCCGUGCCAGAGAUUUCCACGCCAGGACCCUGUCCAAGCGCCAGCAGGCGAACGGCCAGCGGCAGCAGCAGCAGCAGCAGCCCGACGUCGGCAAGCUGCCGUUCAACGGGGGCAAGCUCGUGCACCGAACAGAGCCGGAACUCAAGACGCACACCUCGUACCUGGUGUUCGCCAUCCUCCCUCGAGCGUGGACGGAGGAGGACGAGGCAACGGCACGGGCCAAGUGGUCGAAGCACGUCAAGAUCGCGCCCAGCGUGCCGAAAAGCCAACGACAGAUGAAGAAGGAGGCCAAGCUCAAAUCCAGAGGUCAACCACAGGUGUUGAAUGGGAGGGUGGAUGGGGAGAUGGGGGAGACAACGACAGAGAAGACGAAUGCAGGCACGGGGGAGUCUACACCAAGAGCGGAGGCAGAGGCGGAAGCGGAGCCAGAGGCAGAGGCAGAGGCACCUGGAGGCUUGCAUGUCUAA
Molecule: messenger RNA, 1602 nt
Organism: Capronia epimyces CBS 606.96
Lineage: Eukaryota; Fungi; Ascomycota; Eurotiomycetes; Chaetothyriales; Herpotrichiellaceae
Exons: 1
Coding region: 1-1602 (533 amino acids)
Biological process (GO): tRNA methylation
Cellular component (GO): nucleus; tRNA (m1A) methyltransferase complex
Source: RefSeq, a predicted model, not a curated record